Molecule: messenger RNA, 1497 nt
Organism: Vombatus ursinus (common wombat)
Lineage: Eukaryota; Metazoa; Chordata; Mammalia; Diprotodontia; Vombatidae
Gene: TEKTL1
Product: coiled-coil domain containing 105
Exons: 7
Coding region: 46-1497 (483 amino acids)
Source: RefSeq, a predicted model, not a curated record
GUCCCCCUACUGUGGGGCCCCAGGUAGGGGGCGGCAGUUAGGGCCAUGCCUGUGUUCCUGCAUCCCCUGGAGCCGGCUCCUGAAGAUCGGGUGGGCCCCCCAGAAUGGCGACAGCACACUCGGGAUACAGUGACUGCAGCCCAGCAGCUGACGGAGCGAUGCGGCGCAAACGCGCUGUCCGUGUGGCAACCCCGCGAAAGCAUCUCAGACCCCAACAUUGACCGCAACCGGUGCCGAAAAACGUAUAUGCUACCCUGGCGUUUCCGCGCAGAGAUGCUCAAGGACGGCGGGACAGUGGAGCAGCCUCCCCCAGGGGAUGGGGUCACCCUUUGGAAGGAGAAGCUUAAGCCCCCUGCGUGGCUGGCAACCAUCCCCCUGCCACUGAACAGGGAAGCCCGGGCCAUGCAGAGUAAUGAGUAUAUCCAGAACUAUGGCCGAGGUGUCAGGCUCUUGGCCGCUCGUUUGCGCCAGGCGGAGCAGGAAAUCAAUGAGCAGCUCCGGGCCGUCUUUCGGCAGAGGGAAACCACAGACCGUAGGCUCAGUGAGAUACGAAAGGGUCUGCUCAUCAAUGAGCAGAGCAGGAAAAUCCGGCUCUUCCGGCCUGCCUCAGAGAAGGUCCCAGACAAAGCUGACACUCUGCUCCUGUGGGAGAAAGAGGAGCUUCAGGGCCUGAAAAGGAAACUGGAAAAGGAUAUGGAGGCCUCGGAGAUCUUGCUCAAAGCCCUGUCCAAAUGCCGUGAUGAUCUGACAUUUUGCUGUGAAGAGCGGCUCCAGGUGGUGGAUCUCAUGAACCACUGCUUGGAUGCAGCGCUGGUGGAGGCUGGGCGUCAGUCCUGGAUCAAUAUCAGCCGAGUCCACACUCCCAAGGUGCAGGGUACCGCCAGCCCACCAGUCAACCCUGUGGGGGUCAACCCCCCAGAAUGUAACUUGGCUCUGAAUGAUGCCAAACGACUACUGGUGGAGGGAAAAACAGUAGUGGAGAACAUGAUAAAAAGUGAACGUCACGCCCACACCUGGCAACUGCACGUCAACAAGUCUGUGGAGAAUUCUCUGUCCCGAAAGAUGCAAGAAACCAUGCAACUCGAGGAAAGGCUGAACAUGAUGGCUGGGCUCACGAGAGGGACUAUCCACCGAUGCCAGAAGUUCAAGGAAGAGAUUCUUAUUACAAAGGGACUCAACAAGGGUCCUGUGUGUCAAAAACACCUAGAAACCCGAGAGAAGCUAGAGAGGCCUAUGGUGCGUGUGUUCCAGAGACAUGUUGGCACCCAGCUUCCAGAAGCCAACCACCUUUCUAUGGGCACCGAAAAGCUGACGCGCCACGCCAUCAAGAUGGAUAAGGACCUGGAGAAGCUGAUAGCCACCAGGAAGCACCUGAACACGUGUCUGCGGGACAAGAAGAUCGGUCACCAAGUGGAUUAUGACGUGUUGCGCCUGCGCCUACGCGAGAGCCAUCCGCACAUGAACUACGAGCAAGUCCAGCGCAUGGGCCACUACUGA